Tupaia belangeri chinensis (Chinese tree shrew) is the source of this 2208-nucleotide messenger RNA. RefSeq names its product alpha-L-iduronidase (gene IDUA). Gene Ontology annotation, molecular function: L-iduronidase activity. Lineage: Eukaryota; Metazoa; Chordata; Mammalia; Scandentia; Tupaiidae. The transcript has 14 exons. The coding region runs from base 128 to 2068 and encodes 646 amino acids. The record is from RefSeq and is a predicted model, not a curated record. Gene Ontology annotation, biological process: carbohydrate metabolic process.
CGGAGGCGGAACCCGCGACGCGGCCCGAGCCCGGCAGCUCCCGGAGUGCAGAGGCGUGCGGCCGACCGGGCGGGCCCUGCAAGCCGGGAGCACCCCCGGACCCCCAGUCACAGGCACACAUCCCCACAUGCCGGCCAUGCCUACCAGGUGUCCCGGCGCCGCGCUGCUCGCGCUCCUCGCGCCGUUAGGCGCGCUCCCGUUGGCGCUGGCCGAGGCCCGGCUCCUGGUGCGCGUAGACGCGGCCCGUGCCCUACGUCCCCUGCGGCCAUUCUGGAGGAGCACGGGCUUCUGCCCCCCACUGCCACACAACCAGGCUGACCGGUAUGACCUCAGCUGGGACCAGCAGCUCAACCUUGCCUAUGUGGGUGCUGUCCCACAUGGCGGCAUCCAGCAGGUCCGGACCCACUGGCUGUUGGAGCUCAUCACAGCCAGGGCAUCGGCUGGGCAGGGUGUGAGCUACAACUUCACCCACCUAGACAGGUACCUGGACCUUCUGAGGGUGAACCAGCUCCUCCCGGGAUUUGAGCUGAUGGGCAGCCCCUCGGGACGCUUCACCGACUUUGAGGACAAGCAGCAGGUGUUUGAGUGGAAGGACCUGGUCUCUCUCCUGGCCAGGAGAUACAUUGGUAGGUACGGGCUGGAGCACGUUUCCAAGUGGAACUUCGAGACGUGGAAUGAACCUGACCACCACGACUUCGACAAUGUCACCAUGACCAUGCAAGGGUUCCUGAACUACUACGAUGCCUGUUCCGAGGGUCUUCGAGCUGCCAGCCCAGCACUUCGGCUGGGUGGCCCUGGUGACUCUUUCCACCCUCCACCACGGUCCCCACUCUGCUGGGGCCUCUUGGAGCACUGUCACAAUGGUACCAACUUCUUCACGGGGGAAGUAGGCGUGCGGCUGGACUACAUCUCCCUGCAUAAGAAGGGUGCCGGCAGCUCCAUCUACAUCCUGGAGCAGGAGAAGGCAACCAUGCAGCAGAUCCAGCAGCUCUUCCCCACGUUCACGGACACCCCCGUUUACAACGACGAGGCAGACCCGCUGGUGGGCUGGUCACUGCCACAGCCAUGGAGGGCCGAUGUGACUUACGCAGCCUUGGUCGUGAAGGUCAUUGCGCAGCACCAGAACCUACUAGUGGCCAACACCAGCUCCUCCGUCCGCUACACUCUCCUGAGCAACGACAACGCCUUCCUGAGCUACCACCCACACCCCUUCUCGCAGCGCACCCUCACUGCCCGCUUCCAGGUCAACAAAACCCAUCCACCUCACGUGCAGCUGCUGCGCAAGCCAGUGCUCACCGCCAUGGGGCUGCUGGCCCUGCUGGAUGGAGAGCAGCUCUGGGCUGAGGUGUCUCAGGCAGGUACGGUGCUGGACAGCAACCACACUGUGGGCAUCUUGGCCAGCGCCCACCAACCCAGCAGCCCCACUGAAGCUUGGCGUGCCACGGUGCUCGUCUACGCAAGCGACGAUACUCGUGCCCAUGCCAACCACAGCGUGGCUGUGACACUACGCCUGCAGGGUGUGCCCCGCAGCCCAGGGCUCGUCUAUGUCACGCACCGCCUGGACAACCAGAUUAGCAACCCUCAUGGUGAGUGGCAGAGCAUGGGUCAGCCAGCCUUCCCCUCCCCGGAGCAGUUCCGGCGCAUGCGUGCAUCUGAGGACACAGUAGCUACGGCGCCACGCCCUUUUCCCGAUGGCGGCCACCUGACGCUGCACCCUGAACUCCCGCUGCCCUCACUCCUGCUGGUGCAUGUGUGUGCACGUCCUGAGAAACCACCAGGCCAGGUCACGCAGCUCCGCGCUCUACCCCUGACCCGAGGGCAGCUGGUCCUGGUCUGGUCAGAUGAGCAUGUGGGGUCCAAGUGCCUGUGGACUUAUGAGAUCCAGUUUUCCCUAGAUGGGAAGGUAUACACCCCAGUCCGCCGGAAGCCAUCGAACUUUAACCUCUUUGUGUUCAGCCCAGACUCGGCUGUUGUCUCUGGCUCCUAUCGGGUUCGAGCGCUGGACUACUGGGCCCGGCCGGGCCCCUUCUCAGACCCUGUGCCAUACCUGGAGGUCCCUGCCCCAUGAGGACUAAUGGUGCCAGUGCCCCGCAAGCCUGUGCUGGCCAGUGAACCGGGGCAGCCACGAGACAGGGUAGUCCAGUCAGCCGCCAGCUCCACUCCCACCUGUGCCCCACUCACCCCCUUAAAGUGCCUUUCUACUCGUCA